AUGCCGACCGGACGGUUCGUCGGCGGGAAGCCUGCCAUGCCGAAAGCUCUGUCGGCCGAGGAACUGCAGGAAAUGGACAACGAGGACCGGUUGCUGUACGUGCGCAUACACGAGAAGGGGGACGAGGCGGAGCGUGCGCGCUUUGUCAUCUAUGCACCCCGCCUCUGCGGCAGCUAG
Emiliania huxleyi CCMP1516 is the source of this 177-nucleotide messenger RNA. RefSeq lists its product as hypothetical. The record is from RefSeq and is a predicted model, not a curated record. NCBI's taxonomy places the organism in Eukaryota, Haptophyta, Isochrysidales, Noelaerhabdaceae. Bases 1 to 177 code for a protein of 58 amino acids. The transcript is spliced from 2 exons.